Messenger RNA from Amphimedon queenslandica, 6727 nucleotides. Its product is annotated as ral GTPase-activating protein subunit alpha-1-like. Gene Ontology annotation, cellular component: nucleus; cytoplasm. NCBI's taxonomy places the organism in Eukaryota, Metazoa, Porifera, Demospongiae, Haplosclerida, Niphatidae. Gene Ontology annotation, biological process: positive regulation of GTPase activity; regulation of small GTPase mediated signal transduction. The record is from RefSeq and is a predicted model, not a curated record. Gene Ontology annotation, molecular function: GTPase activator activity. The coding region runs from base 63 to 6476 and encodes 2137 amino acids. The transcript has 39 exons.
CGUGUCCAUUUCUCCCCUAAUAUAAUAUCUUUGCUUCUAUCUUCCUCUCCAUUUAGUUACUGAUGUAUUUGGGUAGGAAGAAGCCGAGUUCAGAGCAUGCAGCCCACAUCAAGAGGUUCCUUAACAUGAACAACGAGCCACUGAGGAGGCUAAAGGCACUUAGGAAUGGACUGGAUAAAGUAUCAGUUGGUGAGUGUAAGCAGAUUCUAUCAGAAUAUUCAGCAGCUGCUUUUUACGUGUUCCAUUCCUCGUUCACUAUGAUGGAGUCACAGAUCAGAGAGAGGGUUUCAAAAGGGAGAGCCAUUAGUGACCAGUUGAGAGAAAUGAUGGAAGUUAUAUUACCAUCACUUGAGAGGCUGAUUAUACUAUUGCCCGAACUAGUACAACAGAAGUGGCAGUACAACUCAAUAUGUCUUAUAAUUAGGAAGUUACUUCAUCCUGACAACACAAUAGAGUUGAGACAAUAUGGUAUCAAGCUGAUAGUCCUCUGGUUGCAGUCCUUACAAGAUAAAGCAGGAGACGCUUGUAUUGAGCUAUUGGCCUCGGCCAUCCCUCACUUCCCUCCCAAGAAGACACCACUGGGACUACCCAUGGAGACCACACCCCUAACCACACCCUCAUCAUCACACUCACUCUGCGAGAGAUACGGGCGGUAUUCAAGUAACGAGACACCUCCUGAUCGCCAUGACUGGGUAUCGACGAGGAUUAUUCAGCCGUUAUGUGUGGCACAGAAUGUAUCGUCAGAUCCAGCUCUUUCACUAAUGGAGUACCUACUGACCACACUUACCACUCAAGUUGGUAGAUUAAAAUGGACUGAUCCUGCUAAUCACGCCAAAGGUUUCUCGUUUUUAUUCUUUCAGUUUAAGUUGUUUUACCUGGUCUGCCUCUACAAGAACUUCAGAUCUGAUGCCGGACUCUAUUCACCAAUACCUCCUCCUACCAUUAAACUACCUUCUGUCAAUAUGGUGAGUCCUCCUGCCCCUCCAGCUAUCAAGAGGAGUGAUGAGUCUGUGGGGGUGUGGCAGAAACAGCCGGCCAGCUCUAAGCAUGCGUCAAGCGUUAGUGCAGUCAUCAAGUUGGACUAUGACACAUCUGAUCCAAUUUAUGAUACGCUCAGGCAGCUGAUACUGAAAUUUGUAUUGAAAUGGAUAAUGCCAGGUUUCCACAGUAACAGGCCUGGCAGUAUACAGCCUAAAGUAGCUAGCCCCAGUCCAGCUCUGGCCAGCAGUGAUCAGUCCUUCACUCCAGAGCCACAGGAGAUGAUGAGGGAGAUGUGGCUAUCAUCUCGUGACAAUGUCAACCUUCUCUUUGAGAUAUGUCAUCAAGCUUUUCAUCUGCCGUUGUCUCAUCCAGGAGUUGUUAAUAAACUAACUGAAUUAUACUCAUCAUGGGUGCAGGAUUCCAAUAAGCCGUUGUUUAUGGAGGCUCCUGCUCCUCCCAUUAUCGUAUCAUCACUUCCUGUCAGUCCAACCCCUCCCCCCGCCCCCUCACUCUCAGUCCUCCCGUGGGAGGCCAUCAGUGGGUAUAGUAAAUUUGACAGAUCUGAUGUGAGAGCUGGUCUCCAGUCCUCAUUAAAGAUGUUUAUAGCGCACACAAGUCAACUCUUCUUACACCAGCAGUCUGGUAGCAACGGGCAUCAAUUAGAGAUACAGGUAGACAGCGGUCGUAGGAUAUUGAAGUUAUACCAAGAGAUUGUGCAACAAUGGACACUGGACGGUGAAACGUGGUUGUACUUAUUGUCAGUAUUGCUACAUUUAACGAUAACAUUAUUGUAUGAUGAGUCAUCCCCUCCUCCUGAGAACAGGGACACUAGUCUAGGAGGAAGCAUAGCUGACCAGCUGCUACAAACUCUGCUGGUAUCAUAUGUCAGGUGUUCAAUGGUAAUGCUCAUUCCUAGUGAUUACUGGAACAACCUCUGGUCAGUGCUGUCAUCAUUGACCCAGUGGAAAGAAGUCAUCGCUCAAUGGAAAGAUGUAAUGCGUAACACCACUCACUGCCUGUCAAGAGUAGUGUAUCAAAUUGAUUUAGACCACCUCCCACUGAACCACAUAUCGGACACCCAUCGUCCACGGACCCGUACCACGGGCUCAGCGGGUGAAUGGUCUCGUAAGAAAUCCUUCUCAGAGUACAGGCCACUCCCCCCUCAGCUAUCCCAUAGCUCAAUUGACAUCCCAUCAACGAUAGACUCUGUCCCAAUCAACCGAAGGCUAGUGAAAGCAAGUACGUACGACAUGACAACAAAUAGUGUUUCCUCUCUGACCCCUCCUAAUAAUAUUGAUAAGAACAGACGCUCCUCCUCACCAGCAGUACCUCGAUCAGCAACAGGAAGAGGAGGAGGAGGAGGAGGAGGUGGUGGAGGGGAUAAAACAGGUAGUACUUCGUUAUCACCUCUGGGUGGAGUAGGGGGCGAAGCCAAGCGUAUAUUCAGUAAAGAGUUGACUAUACUAGAAGAUGAGGAUAGUCAGACUGAUACCACUACUGGUGGACUUGAUGAAGCUGUUAGUGGAGCUAGCCUCUACGAUGAAGAAGUGGGCGUGUCCGAUUAUAAAGAGACUCCGUCCACUAAUAUUUUAUCCAGUAGAGGCUCGUCUCCUAUUGAUACUGCCCCUGCUAGCAGUGACUCUGUUUUGAUUGUUAAUUCUCAUACUAAUCUAUCCCCGGAACCAAUAGAUCACACCCAGUUGGUCUCAAUUAACGUGACCACGCCCUCCGGCGGUAAUAUAAUUAACGAGGAGGGCGGGGCUGAUCCAAACCAGUUAACUGAGGCAGUGUCUCUAGUUAUAUCUAAUGAGGAUGUGUCGAGCGAGAGUGAGUCCCACACUCCAGAUCAGACCCUUCAUUCAACACUCCCUGAGCAACCUAUUCCUAUUUCAUUCUCAUCUCCGGUAAAGGACCAGGCCCCGCCUAGUCAGUCACACCCUCUCCGGCGAUCCAAUAGCGAUAGCACAGCAGCUCGUCCCGUUUUUCGUAGACAAGACUGCGCUAGAUCAACUUCAAGAUCGAGAUCGCCUGAUCCUCGCUACUCUGUCGAGCGAGACCACACCUCCUCUGACCGCGUCUCCUCUGAUCACACUCCCUCAGGUACCACUCAAUCUACUUGCUCUGAGUCCUCGUUCAAUCAGUAUAUUCCUGAGCAGAAACCACGAGCUCCUAUUACAUGGUUACAAACCAGUCACACUCCCUUGGCACCGAUUGCACAUGUGAAGUCAGAGCCCAGUCCUACAAUGUUAGUUCAUGGUUCCACUUCCCCGGAUAGACCACUCCCUCCACAAGUAGCAGAGGGUGAGGGUAAAUGGACUAACGUCUCGGUCUCUCUUGUAUGGGAGUGCAUGCUAAGGAUAUUAGGAGAUAUCAAUAAAAUAGAAUCAAACAUAAAUCACUCACUGGCUCUACACUGCAUAGCUGAAGUAUGGAGCAGAUUAGAAGAGAUUGAGUCUAAUCUAGGUAUAUCAUUAGAUAAUAAAGUCACUCCUACUCUACCUCCAUACAUGCCUCCAUUACAAGUAUUCCUCCCUUGGGUCAUAAAGGCCUGUAGUUUGCCUCACAACUAUCAGGAAGGUCGCAAGUUAGCCUACCAGCUCCUGUGUGACAUGAUAUUGAGACACUCUGACUCUUCCAAAGUAUCACAGGCAGUUCUCCCUCACUUUUACAGACUAGUACACACUGGACUCCAGCCAAUAUCUGAUGUUAUUAAUGUGACUGUUAAGAAUGGAUCCCAUCUGCUCUCCUAUGGGCUGUCUGGCUCCUCCAUUUUAUUGCACGAUAUUCUUGUGGGAUGCUCUCACUUGCUGAACAGCAAAGCAACAGAAGUGCCUAGAUUAGAGACAAUGUCCCUAUUAGGCUCCAUGUACUACAUAUUGAGACAGUACUCCAGUACAGCACUACCAGUUCCAGUCUCAGGAGGAGACACUGUACUAGGAGAACACCUCAAAGAGAAGCUGAUAUCUACAUUAUACAAUUCUGCCACUAAGGAGAGCAACAGACAGUCCAGGAUACUCGCCUUGUAUCAGGUUGGUAUGAUGGUGUACUCGGAACUGACCUCGCCCACUUCCUCCACCCCCUCGUCAUCGUCUAGCCACACCCACUCUGCUCCUAAACCCUCUAAACUUGUUCCCGAAGGCAUCGAUAUCCUACUAGCAACUUUAAAAUUUCCGGAUAGUUCUCUCUCUCUCAGUUCUUUGGACAUGCUGACUUUAUUAGCUGAAGGGGGCGGGGCCUCUCAACAAUUGAAGUCUCACUUUCCCUCGUAUGUGUUGAGACUAAUUAAAGGACUAACUUCUGCUUGCGCUCACCUCCUCUCUAGUUCCUUGAGAAAAAAUAAAGUUAUUAUAUCAACGUUAUUAUGUUUGCGUGAUUGGUUAAUGUCUCUCUCAAUUAACGACAAUGUUGAUUCUACCUUAUUACCCGAGGCGGCUCUAAAAGAUGUGUUCAAGGUGGUGUAUGCAGCUGCUAAUAUCCACGAGGAUACACUAGAGCUGGACAGUAUAUCGUCUCCUGUCAAUCUCUCCCUCGGGCCAUUGGAUGUUCCACCAUCACGAUCCGGCAAAUCGACCAAGACCAGACACGAGAAUGAAGGAGGAGACAGUGAAGAUAUAACAAUAGUAGCGAGAUCGGUACUGUCACAUUUAAUGAAUUUCUUGUGUCAUUAUCCGUUCAUGAGUGGUGCUGCCUGUCUCUCCUCUACUGUCUGUUCGUAUCAUGACUCUCCUAGUCUGCAGUAUCUUGAUGAACUGUCAAUAGAAAUAUUCGACUCGCCGCGAGUUCAAUUUUUCUCCAUUAAUGGUAAUGCCAUAUUAGCUGUGGUUGAGAUACCAGCACAAUCUAAAGGGUUACCCAUAAACACAGCUAGUUCUAAUUAUCAGUGUAGACUGAUACUGAGAGACAUUACUGGCAAGUAUUGCUGGGAUGCCAGUAUACUACACGGCAGUAGAGACACAGUCAAUAAUAAUGAAGAUAUUAUUGAUUCCAGUGGUUCUCUCCCAUUGAUCAAGGAGGCAGAGAGUUAUGACUCUCUCCUCUCAUUAUCAGAGGACACUGACCACUCCUCUCCUUUAUCCUCUCGGCUCCACCCCUCUCUCUCCGACCCUCUUAUCCCUCCCUCCUGGGUGACCACGCCUACCACCUCAGGAACUGACCUACUCAACGAGUUACUCGUACAUGUCGAGACGACCAGUCCAGAGUGUUUGUUAUUCCCUGGGGUUGGUCUGGCAGAGCCCGCCCCAUCGUGUGACGAGCCCACGGGUCCAAUUGGGUCCCUGCUUGAGAACCUGUUGGAAUCUCAGUACCAGAAUGAGUUAGACCAUCAGAUCAGAGUGGAGUCAUUGCCAUGUAUGCAUUGUCAAACAGUCACUGAACCCGAGGCCCUUCCCUCCUCGUUCCCAUUCUAUUAUUGUCGUCUCUUUUUAUCUCACACAGGAUACAUGUCAUGGCAGAAACGGAAUAAUAUUGAGUUGAUUGAGAAGACUGAACAAUUAGUGAGGGAAUUGAAGCACUUAGACUCAACACAGGCUCAGUGUCGGCAAACUUAUAAAGUUGCCGUAUUAUAUGUAGCGAAUGGCCAAGAAGACAAAGCAUCUAUUCUUAGUAAUGCUAAAGGAAGUCAUGAUUUUGAAGAAUUUGUGUCUGGCCUGGGCUGGGAAGUUGAUAUGAGGACUCAUCAAGGAUAUGCAGGUGGUCUGAGUAGCAGUUAUACAGCUGGUAUAUCAAUGACUUAUUUUGCCUCUUCUACUGAAGAGAUACUUUUCCAUGUAUCUACUAGAAUGCCAGCAACAUCUGGCACUGAUUUCGAUCAUAAAGUAAGACAUUUAGGAAAUGACGAAGUACACAUAGUGUGGAGUGAGCACUGGAGAGACUACAGACGCUCUAUAUUAAAGACACAAUUUGCUGACGUCCUACUAAUAAUAUACCCACUGCCCAAUGGACUGUACAGGAUACAAAUAGACAAGAAGAAUAAUAUUCAGUUUGGCCCUCUGUAUGAUGGUAUAGUAGUUGAUGGCUCUAGCCUCUCUCACCUAGUGAGGGCAACGGCCAUUAAUGCAUUGAGAGUAAUGAGGACACCUUUGUUCAUGUACAGAGGAAAAUAUGAGGACAGAUGGAAGUAUAUACAGUCCGUUACCUCGAGAACUGUUCCCUCUACUUACGAGGAUUUCAUACAAAGCGUUAUACACCCUCAGGCUAAAGCCACCCCUACCCACCCACCACUCAAGCUUGUGCUAUCGGCGACUUCGACGCAGCAAAACGAGUUAAGCUCUAACCGUCUUUCUACUCCACCUCCCCUCCUCUCCUCUCUUGAAACAAGAUGGACUCUGGGUUCAUUUGAGCCUAGUCAUCAACCGACCAAUAAUGAAGAUAUGGAUGAAUGUCCUAAUUCACAGACUCAAACUGAUCAUAUACUGCCAGUAGGAGAAGAACUAAGUCUAGAAGGCUCAUUAGGCUGUCAUGACAAUGUUACUAUUGAUACUAACCCUCAGACAUGAUAAGGGAGGGGAGAGAGGAAGAGGGGGAGGAGGUCUACCAUGCAUUGACUAUUUAUCACUAGCAUUCCACAUUUAACAGCAGUUACAAUCAUCAUCAUCAACUUUAUUAUUAUUAACUCUCUGUCAUUAAUUAAUUUUUAGCAAAUGUAAUAAUAAUAAUAAUAGUGAUAUCGUGUAUAAUAGUAAUGAUGGUAAUAUUGUGUUACUGACUUACUACAAUACUACACAAAAAUACCACAAAAACCCUUUAA